Messenger RNA from Dermatophagoides pteronyssinus (European house dust mite), 900 nucleotides. RefSeq lists its product as uncharacterized. The record is from RefSeq and is a predicted model, not a curated record. Lineage: Eukaryota; Metazoa; Arthropoda; Arachnida; Sarcoptiformes; Pyroglyphidae.
UUUUUUGUUUUUGAAAAUAAUAAAAAAGAUGACAACUUUAGAGAGUGAAAAUUCUUCGAAAAUCUAUUUUACUGAACAGACAAAAAUGUCAUUAAAUUUGAUUGAAUUGCGUUUGGAUAAUCAUCUAAAACGUAUUAUGAAAGAAUAUCGUUUGUCAAAUUUAUCGAAUGCAAUCAAAAAAUUAUCAUUAGAAACCAGAAUUUGUGAAAAAUUAUUAGAAAUAAUGAAUUCUUGUCAUGAUUUUAUUUAUCGUAAAAUGCCAGCGAUUAAAGCGGCAAAAAAUACUGUAACUCAACUACGUCAGGAUCAUGUGUCACAAGCAAUAAUAUCGAAAGAAAUGUUGAAACAAAUCAAACAAAUAUCGGUGACAACCGAACAAAUAAUAUGGGCUUUAAAUUCGAAUAAAGAACAUCUAAGUUAUAUUGCACGAGUGUACACUAUACCCCAACAAUAUUGCCAUAAUGCUAUUGAUGAUGAUGACGAUAAGGCGCACGAUAAUGAUAAUGAUAUUGGUGGAAAUGAAAAUAAUUUGAAUUCUCCCAAUUCGAUUAACAUGCGAAAACAAUUGAUCACAGUUAUUGAUCAAUGUCAAUUAGUUAUUGAUAUUUGUCGUUUGAUACGUUUGGCCAUAACAUCCUUGAUAAAAAAUAUGUUGGCUAAAGAUUGUUUGCCAAUUAUCAACAACAACAACGACAACCACCAGUCAUUGAAAUCAUUGAUGGCGGCCAUGAAUCAGCCAUCAACCACUACACAGGUGUUUCCUGUUCAAUUGAAUUGAAAGAUUUUGUUUUUGUUUUCGAAGAAGUGUUAUGUGAGAUGAGAUGUGAAAUGAGAAGAAGUGAUGUACUUGUAACGUUCAAACACAGCUCAUUGAAAACAAUUAAAAGGAUUUUUAUCAUU